Phycodurus eques (leafy seadragon) is the source of this 5669-nucleotide messenger RNA. It is a transcript of the gene col15a1b, whose product is annotated as collagen, type XV, alpha 1b. NCBI's taxonomy places the organism in Eukaryota, Metazoa, Chordata, Actinopteri, Syngnathiformes, Syngnathidae. The transcript has 44 exons. The record is from RefSeq and is a predicted model, not a curated record. The coding region runs from base 172 to 4395 and encodes 1407 amino acids.
GGGAGGUUAAAGAGCAUGAGAGGGGAUGGAGCAAGGACAGUGAGAAGGUACAAGAUGGUUCACUUUUCUUGAUCUGUCGGAUCACUUGUUAUUAACUCUGAUUGUUGGUGAAGCACAUCAUUGCUACACUUGACAGGAUCCGACUUUUAGUCAAGACCCAGGGAGAGGAAAAUGGGAACUCUUUGCAUCGCUCUUGCUCUUUUGCUCGUCUUGUGCGUGCCUGUACGAGCUCAAUGGUGGAGUUUCAGCUGGGCGAGGCCGAGGAGCAGCCCUAACCCCGCUCCUCCAUCCAUAACUUCACCGAGCCCUUCGAACGUGCCCGCGACAACAGCGUGGGUGGCACAUGAGGACGAGACAACAGGGACCACUUUCACUCGUGCGAUCCAGACUGGGAUGUCUACUCUUAGCAGAGCAGGGUACACGUCUUUCCGUGGAACGCUACCUCCAGAUGUUCCUACAGUUGUGAUGGUCAGUAAUGCCAGAUCCCAUUUCAAACCACUGAAACACUGGAAGACGGAGCAAAGCUCCGGAAGUCAUCUGGAUUUGACAGAGCUCAUUGGCGUCCCACUCCCACCUUCUGUGUCCUUCGCUCCCGGCUUUGAGGGCUUUCCAGCGUACAACUUUGGGCCCGACGCCAAUAUAGGCAGGCUCACCAAGACCUUCGUGCCAGGCUCAUUCUACAUCGACUUUGCCAUCAUUGUCACGCUCCGCCCAGCCAGCCAGAGAGGAGGCAUGCUCUUCGCCAUCACAGAUGCCCAUCAAAAGGUGGUUGAGCUGGGCUUGGCCCUCACUCCGGUCCACGCAGGUUUCCAGAGCAUCUUAUUAUACUACACUGACAGUGAGCAGCCAUCCCAUAGCCAGAAAGCUGCUGCCUUCAGUGUCCCAGACAUGACGGACCAGUGGACUCGCUUCACUGUUGUGGUGGAACACAACGAGGUGCGUCUCUACAUGGAUUGCGGCGAAGCCGAGAGGACGACUUUCCAUCGAAGGCCAGAAAGACUCACUUUCUCACACAACUCUGGCAUUUUUGUUGCAAAUGCAGGGAGCACGGGACUUGAGAAGUUUGUGGGAUCCAUUCAGCAGCUGGUAAUCAAAGAUGAUCCCAGGGCAGCUGAGGAACAGUGUGAGGACGACGACCCUGAUGCUUCUGGAUAUGCCAGUGGCGAUGAUGGUCUGGAUGACAGAGAGACAGAAGAAGAAAAGAUCAAGAAAACAGAAGGAAGGAAGCAUGGGACAGCACAGGAAAAUACUGCUCCAAUUAGACAGCCACCCACAGAGGCACCAAAGUUGGAGAGUGACGAAUAUUCGAGUCACCAGACCGCAAUGGAGGCCAACCAAAAAGUCUUGCUAAGAGGGCCUCAACAGACAGACGAGCCCGGGGAAGCAUCUGAAGAUGUUGUUGUCAAGCACACCUUAAAAGGAGAGCCAGGGGAGCCGGGACCACCAGGCUCACCUGGCCCGCCAGGGCCCACUCUUCUACCGAAGCAAACUCACCCUGGGUCAAGGGGUCCACAAGGUCCACCAGGAAUCCCUGGAAAGCCGGGGAGAGAUGGACAGCAGGGAAUGAAGGGGGACAACGGCGAUGCAGGUCAGAGAGGACCUCAAGGAUUUCCAGGUUUGGAUGGAGAUGCUGGAGUCAAAGGAGAUAAGGGAGAUCCUGGAGUUGGUUUGCCCGGCCCACCGGGCCUUCCUGGGCCUCCAGGACCACCCAGAUCACGCAGUGUAUCUUAUGGAGAAGAUGCCCUGGGUUCUGGCUUUGAGGACCUGGACAGCGAUACGGAGCUCAUUAGGGGUCCUCCUGGAGCACCAGGGCCACCAGGACCACCCGGUCCCCCUGGGACCAACCCUUCAUCAGCUGACAUUGUUGAGGGCCUCUCUCACACAUACUCUGGGCCACAUGGUGCCCCUGGUAAAAAUGGACUCAAAGGCCAACCAGGAAUCCCAAUGUUAAAGGAUGGCUUUAGUGGUUCUGGGUCUGGUGGUUCAGGUUUGAGCACAGAGUUGUACUCUGACCUUGGCUCUGGUUUCAGUUCUGAUUCUGAGUCCAGUUUUGCCUCUGGGACCGGACUUGACUUCGACUCUGCUUGGGUAUCGGGCGAGGGUCUAGCAGGAAACGAUGGGGCUCCAGGACUCCCUGGAGCUGUGGGAGAAAAGGGUGACAGAGGUUUACCUGGACCAAAGGGUGAAUGUGGAUCGGCAGGCAAUGCAGGGUCUCGGGGACCUCAAGGGAUGAGCGGUCCACCAGGAAAAAGAGGCCCACCGGGUCCACCGGGACCCCCUGGUCCCCCCAGUCCAGCAGAAACCAAAUUCUUUGCUGAGGAUAUGGAAGGAUCUGGCAAGAGCGACAUGCUCAUUGGAGCAAGAGUCCCGGGUCCACAGGGUGCACCUGGUCUUCCCGGUUCACAAGGUCCCAAGGGUGAGGUUGGAGCCCCAGGUCCACCGGGGCACUCCAUCAAGGGUGAGGGAGGUGACCCGGGAACAGUGGGUUUGCAGGGCCCUGCUGGACUACCAGGUCCCAGGGGGUUUAAAGGAGAAAAGGGUAGGCCAGGGGAAAAGGGUGAUUGUGGUGCAGAUGGUCUCGACAUCACAGGACCACCUGGACCUCCUGGACCUCCUGGACCUGUCAUUAAUCUGACAGAUUUGCUGCUCAAUGUCACAGAGAAUAUAUUCAAUUUCACAGAGAUCAGAGGACCACCAGGGCCGUUGGGACCCGAGGGCUUGCCUGGUAAAGCUGGAUUUCCUGGCCCCAGAGGACCAAAGGGAGACAUGGGCCCUCCAGGUAUCCAGGGGCCAGCAGGGCUCAAGGGAGCAAAGGGAGAGCCAGGUGUGACCAUUGCUGCAGAUGGAUCAUUUCUAUCUCCACCAAGAGGCCCCCAUGGGCCCAAAGGCAUCAAGGGCGCUCGUGGAUUGCAUGGACCUGCAGGACCCAUUGGCCCGCAUGGACCUCCUGGACAAAAAGGAGAAUAUGGAUUCCCUGGACGUUCUGGACGACCUGGAAUGCCCGGUAGGAAAGGGGAAAGAGGAGAUUCUGUUGGCCGACCAGGACCCCCUGGUCCACCUGGUCCACCUGGACUUCCAGGAAGAAUUCUUGGAUUGAAUGGAACAGUGUUCCCCAUGCGCCCCAGACCGCACUGCAAAAAGGGAAGAGAUUCGAAUAACGGGGUCAAUAUUGCUAAAGCUAAAGGAGAAAAAGGAGAGGUUGGAAUACCUGGAGAGCCAGGGACCCCUGCCCCUGAGUUUCCAAACAGAACUGUGGGCGCUAAAGGCGACCAGGGAUCCGAAGGUCAGCAGGGCGAAAAGGGUGACAUAGGCCCUCCUGGUCCUCCAGGACAACCAGGGCGGUCAGGACCUGUGGGUCCUAAGGGAGAGUCAGUCAUUGGCCCUCCAGGUUCUCCCGGUUCUCCGGGCCAACGUGGAGCCCCCGGGUUUGGGCGUCCAGGUCCCAGAGGGCAACCUGGCCCUGCGGGACCCCCAGGACCACUUCCUGCUUUUGAAGCGGGUGUCAGUGUCCCAGGUCCUCCCGGUCUUCCUGGCCCCCCAGGUAUUUCAAACCUGGUGACCACCUACGAGACAAUUCAUGCUCUGACCAGAGAGACCCACCGCACUCCGGAGGGGACGUUGGCGUAUGUGUCUGAGCGCGGCGGAGAGCUUUAUAUCAGAUCACAGAGCGGCUGGCGCAAAGUUCAGCUUGGAGAUUUGAUCCAAUCUGAGCCGUCGCCCUGGUCAGCACCACAGGCCCACAACAAACCCGGAGAAUGGAGCCGACCACACAGGAGCCACAGCCGGGAGCUGCAUGAGGCCAUUAGAGGAUAUCAGCCCAGUUUUAACAUACAGCCACAGACCAACGCUGUUGCUGGGCUCCAUCUCGUGGCUCUGAACACCCCAUUGAAAGGGGAUAUGCGAGGGAUCCGCGGUGCCGACUUCCAGUGCUACCAGCAGGCACGGGCCGUGGGGCUGACGAGCACAUACAGGGCCUUCCUGUCCUCGCACCUCCAAGAUCUGGCCACCAUUGUGAGGAAGGCAGACCGCAGUGACAUGCCUGUGGUUAAUCUCAGGGGUCAGAUGCUGUUCAAAAGCUGGCGCUCCAUCUUCUCUGGAAAUGGUGGCACAUUUGACCCCUCCAUCCCCAUUUACUCCUUCGAUGGACGCAAUGUGAUGACCGAUUCGGGAUGGCCAGAGAAGCUGAUUUGGCAUGGUUCUAGCACUAUGGGAAUCCGUACAACCAUGAACUACUGCGAAGCGUGGAGGACUGCCGAUAUGGCGGUGACAGGUCAGGCCGCAUUGCUUCAGACAGGACGCCUGUUAGGAGAGCACACUCGUUCGUGCGCCAACCACUACAUCGUGCUGUGCAUAGAGAACACAUAUGUCGGGAACAACCAUCAACGGAGAACCUGAAGACAGCACACAAGCAGGCAUGUUUAAAAUGUCCUGCGUAGCACAUUUGAAAUAGUACGUUUGAACAGCAACAACAUCCCGGUGCGCUUAAAUAUUAUUAUUAGGACUUAAGUGCAUGACAAAAUCAGGUUAACAUGCAGAAACUGCAUCGUUACAAAUACAUUUGAAUCCACUAUUUUAACAUUUUAAUUGGCAUCCAAACCGGACUUUGCUACAACUACAUAGAUUGAAGGAUGCAUCCAAGUUUAGUUGAAGUUAUUUAUUCUUCACUAAUCUAGCUACAUCACAAAUAAAAUGAACAUCUAAUGUAUUAUUUGUAAAAGAGGCUUUUAGCGAUAACAACACAAAUGAUUUUUUUUUUUUUUUUUUAACUUGGGCUAUUGUCUUCACCCUAGUAGAGAAAAUAUUUAUUUUAUGUUCCUUUUCAUUGCUAUUCCUGUUGCAUGGUAGUAGUGUGUAAGAGAAUUUGACUGUUAAAAAAAACAAAACCUAAGUUUAAACUACACUUCAUUAGAAAAUGUCCAUGCGUGGACAUGAAGGGAAAAUUAAUUGUGAUUAAAGUAUAAAUUCAUAUAACACAAGAAAACAAGCAUGCGCUGUUAGUGAAUACCACUACACCUAAAUGUCAAUUGCAGAGAUGAAUAGAAUAUUAACCACACAUGCUGGCUAACAGAUGACAAAACCGUGAACAUUCACACAAAUGUUCCCCCGCUGAAUAAUAUUUCCUUCUAUGACAAAUUGUUCCCAUAAAUCUAAUUUAUUUCUGGAUAUUCAGUGUUAUCAACACCUCAAGCUCAACAUGUCUACUUUUUGUUUUAGCCUUCAAGUUAAAAUUCAAUUGGGAUUUGUAAUCAUUUAUACUGUAGCAACAUAUACUUUGGAAAUCUAGUGUGAUCACUUAUAAAUUUGGAUGGAAAAAUAUCUAGAUGUGUGUGUUUAUGUUCAUGUAUAAUUUGUUUUGUUUUUUUUCAUAUUCAAUAGUUAGCAUUUUUGUUUGGGCACUAAACGAUUGAUUAUUUUCUCCCAGAAAGUAUUGAUAGCGAUGUACUUCAAGUGUGUCUGAACUGCAGUAGGCUCAUACUAACAGGAAAGAAAGAAAGUUUGCUACAUUUGAAAAUGUUGUCGUCUGUCAUGUCUGAUUUUGCUGUUCAAACAAAACUUGAGCUUCUGAGGUCAUGAGAGCAUUUGUACUGACUGACUGAUUGUCACUGAAUAAAUAUCUAAUUAUUGUUUUUAUUUUAUUUUUGUAUUUAUUAAACCAUUUAUCCACAUAA